Molecule: messenger RNA, 1418 nt
Organism: Salvelinus sp. IW2-2015
Lineage: Eukaryota; Metazoa; Chordata; Actinopteri; Salmoniformes; Salmonidae
Gene: prrg1
Product: proline rich Gla (G-carboxyglutamic acid) 1
Cellular component (GO): extracellular region
Molecular function (GO): calcium ion binding
Source: RefSeq, a predicted model, not a curated record
UUGUCAGCUUGGGGAUUCGAUCUGGCAACCUUUCGGUUACUGGCCCAACACUCUAACCACAAUGCUACCUGCCUUGAUAGUCUGAUGCUACUGAGACCAACAAUUAAACUCUACCGUACAGUGCUAUCUUUUUAGAAUGUUAUUCAAGAGAUCAUUUAGUUGAUAUAUCAUUUCAGUGCACAGUGCAGCACACAUUUUGUUUCUAAAAUGCUUAGUGCCUAGAAUAUGGUAGGCUAGUACAGACUGCAGUAAUUAGAUUGGAACCUAAAGCCCAAACUCCAUGCACUGACUGCUAUUGACUCAGGAGUCAAUGCCCGCAAGACCAUGGGAACCCCGUAAAUCAAGUUUGACAUGCAACAUUUCCUGGUGCAUAGCAACAAGGUGGUCUACAAAGCUCCAGUAGGCCUAAUUGUGCACUGAGAGUAYUUUACGAAUUAUUUCAUUCUUGCUGCACACUCACUCCCAGUUGUAUAGCAAUUCAUAAUGUAAAACUAAUAAUGAUUGUGUAGAAAUAGCACAUAGAAGGGAUUUGAUGUCAGUCACUUGGUAUGAUGCGAGGUCUUGGUGGCAAAKAUUUCUGUUGAUUGUCCCUUUAAACUGGAAAAAGAAAAAAUAGCUUUUMAACGGGCUUUUGCGCGUGCGUAGAAAUAUUUUGGGCGUCGAGGCGAUACUGGAGUAUAGAGCGCAUUCGUAAAGGAAAAUAGACACUGUCACCCAUCCCAAACAGACCAGAAGGAAUCAUGGGGAGUGUGUUCUUGCCGUCGGACCUGGCCAACACAGUGCUGAGGCGUCUGCGCAGGGACAACGGCUACCUGCUAGAGGAAAUCCGCCAGGGCAACAUCCAGAGAGAGUGCAGAGAGGAGAUCUGCACCUACGAGGAAGCCAGGGAGGCCUUUGAGAACGAUGAGAAAACUCAACGGUUCUGGGAGGAGUAUGUGCGGGAGAGCAGUGGCGGGCAGCAGUUGGAGGGCAGAGUCCACUCCCUCUACCUGAUCCUCCCCUUGCUCCUGGUGCUCCUGAUCUCCGGCGUGGCCAUCACUGUGUGGCGCUGCCACUCCCGCAAGCGCUCGGAACGCAACCCCGCCCUGGGCCACUCCCACCGGGACCCCACCCUAUCGUUGGUCUCCAUGGACCAGUGGGGMCGGGACCUCCACGACCACUCAGAGCUCAGCGUCAACAGCAGCCCCGCCGACCCGGGCUCGGAGGUCACGUCGGCGAGGGGAGGCAGAGGAGACCCGCCCCCGUCUUACGAGGAGGCGGUCGGCCACACAGAUGUGCACAUAGAGACAGAGCCUCCGCCUCAGUAUGAGGACAUCAUUGGCCAUGGGAAGUGAAGUGACCCCCCCCCCCCAUACCCUGUCUCAACCGGCCCCCAUCCAGCUAGAUCAGGGUUCAAACUCAUUCCAUGGAGGGCCGAU